CAUGUGCCAAUGUAUGUGUGCGGAGAGAGCAGAGGCGAAACACAGAUACAGAUACGGCGGCAGCGGCGAAUGUGUGCAACCUUUGCCGUCCGUCAUUCUCAUUCGUUCGUUGGUAGUGUUCGUUGUCGUUUCAGUUUCAGUUAAUCGAGAAUAAAGCCAUUGUAAGCAACUUUUGAGCGGCAUAUCGAACUGUGUGGCGUAUUUUAUUAGUUUUGUGAAGUAACCGAAAAAAAAAACAACAAACAACAAAAUGUCGACAGUCGAUAAGGAAGAGCUGGUCCAGAAGGCUAAACUGGCCGAGCAGUCAGAACGCUACGAUGACAUGGCCCAGGCCAUGAAAUCCGUCACAGAGACUGGCGUUGAGCUCUCAAAUGAGGAAAGAAAUCUGCUCUCCGUUGCCUACAAAAAUGUGGUCGGUGCCCGCAGGUCAUCGUGGCGUGUCAUCUCCUCCAUUGAGCAGAAAACCGAAGCAUCCGCUAGAAAACAGCAGCUCGCCCGUGAGUACAGAGAGCGUGUGGAGAAGGAGCUGAGGGAAAUCUGCUAUGAAGUUUUGGGACUUCUAGACAAAUACCUUAUUCCAAAAGCCAGCAAUCCCGAGAGCAAGGUGUUUUACCUGAAGAUGAAGGGUGAUUAUUACAGGUAUUUAGCCGAGGUUGCCACAGGAGAUGCACGCAACACCGUCGUUGAGGACUCGAAAAAAGCCUAUCAGGAGGCGUUCGAUAUUGCAAAAACCAAAAUGCAGCCCACACAUCCAAUCAGAUUAGGUCUUGCACUCAACUUUUCCGUCUUCUAUUACGAAAUUAUCAAUUCACCAGCGAGGGCUUGUCACUUAGCUAAACAGGCGUUCGAUGAUGCGAUAGCCGAGCUGGACACACUCAACGAGGACUCCUACAAGGACUCGACACUCAUCAUGCAGCUGUUGAGGGACAACCUGACCCUCUGGACGUCCGACACCCAAGGCGACGGCGAUGAGCCACAGGAGGGCGGCGACAACUAACCAAACAACUAAGCAAAUGUUUCCUUUUUGACUAUGCAAAUAUUAUUCAGUAAUACAAACAAACAAAAAACAGAAACAACAAAGAGAAACAAAUAUUAUAAAACGCAAAACCAGCAAAGCAAAACAAUUUGAAAUGAAACGAUAAUCCAGGCGAGAGGAGAAGGUAGGCAGGCAGGAGGAGCGAACAUUUGAGACAUUUACAUACGAAUUGAGGGCAGAAUGCUUCAGUUCAUUUGGGACCGAUUGGCCGUUCAAUUGUCUUGGUUAGUUUUUAGCCAGGCUCUGAAUGCAGCAGAUCCCCCAUAUACAUUAGUUAAAUGUAUGAACGCUGCCGGCCGAUCAGUCUCAAAUGUAGCCACUGAAACUGCUUAAGAAAUACAGAAAAAUACAGCAUCGCGUUAUGGGUCGAGCAAAUGCGGAGUAUUUCGGAGUUUGGUAAGAUUUUUCCGGUUUUUGAAUCAAAUUAAUCUAGCAGAUAAUUCAUAAAUGUGUGUCUUUUUUCCUCCGAUCGAAUCGUAACGGCCAUACUCUGGGUGCUUCGACUUUGUUCGCCCUAGCGAUGUCUCGUGUGGAUUUCCUCCUUACAAAACAAACAAAUAAAUAAUAUUCCUAACUGUAUACACAAGAAAUGAAAUGAGAUAAUCGGUUAUUAUACGUUUUUUGCAAGAGUCUAAAUUAAUUAUUUAAUUUUCGUAUGGCAACAGAAACAACUGCAAAAAAAAAUACAGAAACAGAAACAGCAACAACAACCAAGCGAACCAAAUGAGAAAAACAAAAAUAAAAACAAAAACUUAUGUAUUAUUUGUAAUUCUUUUUCUAAACAAAUAAAACCAAAAAAAAACCUA
Drosophila gunungcola (fruit fly) is the source of this 1842-nucleotide messenger RNA. RefSeq names its product 14-3-3 protein zeta (gene 14-3-3zeta). The record is from RefSeq and is a predicted model, not a curated record. The transcript has 7 exons. NCBI's taxonomy places the organism in Eukaryota, Metazoa, Arthropoda, Insecta, Diptera, Drosophilidae. Bases 251 to 997 code for a protein of 248 amino acids. Gene Ontology annotation, cellular component: cytoplasm. Gene Ontology annotation, biological process: signal transduction.